AUGAAGACUAAAAUGCAAACGAUAUGGCUACUAGUCACCAUUUUGAUUAUCAAUAAAGUUUGCUGUCAAGAUGGAUUCAGUGACCAAGAUUUUUAUCGGCUUCAACAAUACUCUAAUAAUGAUGCUCAGACUGAAACUGUCACCGGUUAUAAUACUAAUAUUAUGCAAAGAGAACAACACAAUCAACCAAUGACUUCUGUUGGUGUACAAUACUUAAGCGACGAGAACAAUGGUGAUUAUAACCGAGGAGAUCGUAGUAAAGGUAGAAAAGUUUACAGGAUAAAAAAUCCAUUUCAACAACAACAGGAGGAAGAUACGCCAUCUCAAGAUAGCAACACCCAAGACAGUGAAACUGGAGCUAGUAACCAGUAUACGGCUAUGCAAUAUUCUCUACCACCUGAAGAUUUCUUGCAACGAAUGCACGCGGAAAGUCCAUAUAAUCAGCAACAACAGUUAAGUACUCCAGUUUCAGCGUCACCCUAUUCAGCUACCCCACAACCGCAGUAUCAAUAUUCGACAAUUCAACCUUCGAAUUAUGAUAUAAAUCAACAAUCUAACCAGAUAUCGUCUCUCGAACCUAAAGCAUAUACCCCAGUUUAUCAAUCGAAUAUAAAUUCAUUUCAGUACAGUAACCCGAAUUUAUAUAGUUUGGAUAAUGCACAUAGUACACCCAUUCCACCUUACAUGUCUACCCCAUUACCAAAUACUCAGUAUUUAGGGACUCCUGUAAAUACCUAUGUAUCAAGUUCUUCUCCGAUUUACCUAUCUAGCCCUCAAAAUAUGCAACAGUAUAUAUCUUCUCCUAACACAAAUACUCAAUCAGGAGUUUUGGAUUACAAUAAUAACAGAGUAACUACUAUAGGUAGCAACUAUGAAACCAAUAAUGAUAUAAAUAAAAGGAGACAAAUUGAUCAUUAUGACAAUUCCGCCAAUGGAGUAAGGUAUCCCACAAAUAUUCAAAAUCAAUAUCAAAAUCAAAAUGAUUAUACACCAUCAACAGUCGCACCUACUAUAUCGACUUAUUCCGAAUCGUGGCAAAAUUCUAUGAACACCGGCUAUAACGCAUUAUCUAAAUCAGAAAAUGAGUAUCUGCAAACACAAUAUCAAAAUUUCAGAUACAAUAAUAACCAGAAAGACAGACAAGAAACAAACUCAGAAGGAUCUAAUAGUGAUACACAUCGUAUCGGCAGUAUGCCCUCGGCCAAUAAUGUAUAUUUAAAUUAUAUUCAACCUGAUUAUCAAUUUUAUAGUAACAUUAAAAGUCAAAGUAGGGAUUCUGAACCAGAGACAAGUAAAUCAGAAGUUUAUUCACAUGGUGACUAUGGAUGGAAAUUGUCUGAUAAAAAAUCAUAUGAGCCAGAGAUAUCUACUAAAAAUAAUUAUUUUAAAUAUCAAAUACAUAGUGUGCAACCGGAUUCCGGCGCGGUAAGCCAAGUGAGUUUCCAAAUGGACUCUAGCAAACCUUAUAAUUAUGAACCAAAUGCUAAGGCUGUAACGGAAAAUAAAUUAGAAUCAGAAGAUUUUGCUAGAGCAGCUGCAAAAGCACACGAAAAGUACAAACAACAACUAGAAGCUGGUAAAUAUAUAUCAAAUUCUCAAUAUAACAACAAUGGUUUAAGCAAUUCGUUUGGUGUCAAUUCGUAUUACAAUAAUGAUAACAUAAAACAAAAUAACAAAUUGUAUAAUUCUAAUGUUUAUGGAAAUUCACAAUCAGAAUCCGUUACGUCAUCACCAUUUUAUUACAUAAAUUCUAGGGACACUUUAGACAGUAGAACGAAACAACCUUUUGAUCACGAUAAAGCUUUAAAAAAUAUCGUUUCUAUUGACAUGUCCAACGUUGUUCAAAAUUCAGAUUCAUCUGUAAAGACUGAUACUGAUACAAGUAACAGUUCAUUUUACGGAGAUAAAAACAAUAUUUAUACGAUUAAAUCAAAACCAGAUGAUUAUAUAAGUUUGGAUAAACUUAAACAAUUAGAAUAUGGAAAGCAUCAAUUGGCCGAAUCGUUUUAUAACCUUGGGUCAGGUAAUAAACGUUUUGUAGACGAAGCGACACAAAACUUUGCAAAGCAGAUAUCAAACAAUCAAGAAAAUGCUCAAUCAUCAGGAAAUAUUAAUCAACAAGGAUUACAGCACUCGCAAAUAUCAUCCGAUAUUGCCAAUAUAUUAAAAUUUAAUGACAUACCGUACCGCUUAACACAAAGCUUAAAUUCUAACUCGCAAUAUCUUCGUAGCAACAACUUUGAUCAAAGUAAUAUUCCAUCACCUUUGCCUGUACGAAUCAAUCAAAAUGUGGAUAAUCAUCACAUAGAUGUUACAGCAGAAAUUCUUAGUAAAUUGAUGUCAAAUAAUAAACCAACUAACUUUAAAAUUAACAGACCUGAUACUGAUUCGCAGUCUGGUAAUUUAAUAUCAACAAUAAAUGGUUUUAAAGUUGCUAAUCCAUUUAACGUUGAUCUCAAAUUAGUUGCAGAUAUGUUAAAAGGAAAAACGGCCGUUGAUGAUAGUCAGAUGACAUCAUUUCGCGAAAUGAAUAAGCCUUUACCUAUGAAACUGGAUAUUUCGCAAUUACAGGAACUUCUUCAGCUCAAAAACAAUCAUAACGCUAUUGCCCUUAAUAAUGGUCUUAAUUCAUUUAGUAAUUCCUUUUUUGACGUUUAUAAUAGUGGGCGACCUCCUUACCAAGGUGUCAAAUAUUCACGAAGCGAAGAAGAACCAGAAAACAUUCCAAUAGCAGACUCUUCGAAUAAUCACCCAAUAGGAGCAGUUAUAGAACAAGACGAUGUAGUUGCUGGAGAAAUAAUAUCUGAUGGUUCUGAAUCGGCAGAGGAUAGUAAUUCAUCGAAUUCAGACGACGAUAGACCAAAAAAUGCCCUAAUUAGCUCUGGUCAUAGAGGUUCAGGAGACAGACAUAGGCAGAUGAGUACAUACUCUAGUCGUUAUUCCUAUAAACGGAAAUAUCCUAAGUCAGAAUUUGAGGAACCGUACCCACUUCUUAAGCCCCCUCCUCCUCACUCUUCACGCCAUCGCCAAGUACAGAAAGUGGAAAAAAGCCGACGACGAAGAGUGAUAAAACCUAAAAUGCUAAGAGUUUUUAAAACUGAACCUUUAUAUGAAGCUGGUACUUCUAUAGAAGAUGAUAUAAAGACGACACAUUUAAAACAUGUGCAUGUCAUGGCAGAGGAUAAAUCAGAUACAUUAAAUGAAGAAGAGACAGUCUAAUUCUUUAUUUAUAUUAUAAGAUUUUCUAA
This is a messenger RNA of Vanessa atalanta (red admiral), 3248 nucleotides long. RefSeq lists its product as uncharacterized. NCBI's taxonomy places the organism in Eukaryota, Metazoa, Arthropoda, Insecta, Lepidoptera, Nymphalidae. The transcript has 3 exons. The coding region runs from base 1 to 3219 and encodes 1072 amino acids. The record is from RefSeq and is a predicted model, not a curated record.